This is a messenger RNA of Elgaria multicarinata webbii, 1327 nucleotides long. It is a transcript of the gene RARRES1, whose product is annotated as retinoic acid receptor responder 1. The record is from RefSeq and is a predicted model, not a curated record. Lineage: Eukaryota; Metazoa; Chordata; Lepidosauria; Squamata; Anguidae. Gene Ontology annotation, molecular function: metalloendopeptidase inhibitor activity. The transcript is spliced from 6 exons. Bases 82 to 891 code for a protein of 269 amino acids.
GCACUACUUGUGCUCGGCCGGCCGCCUGCGCAGUGUUUCGGCUCAUUCCACGAGCGCGCUUCUGACCACGCAGCCGGUAGGAUGCAGCGGCUCACGGCAUCCCUUCUCUUGCUGGCCCUCUUCGCCUCCUCGGCUCGGGGCACCGACCAGGAUGAUGACUGGCUCUGGUCCCGGUCCAACCCGACCUGGCAGCAGCGCCGGUCCCGGGGCGCGCUCGACGUCUCCAGCUUGCAAGUUGCCCGAGUCGCGCAGACGGCCGUCCAGUAUUUCAACUACCUGCAAGGGUCGCCCAGCUCUCUCCGGGAGCUGGGGCACGUCAAGAAGGCGUCGGUCAAGACUAUUCCAGGAGUUGGGCGUAAAUAUUUCCUGCAGUUUGUUACAAAAGACGUACAAACCAGGCAAAAUCUAGGGACGUGCCUCGCAACUGUGUUAUACCAAAAGCAAAAUCCUAAGCCGCAAGUUGAAAUGAGCUGUGUAAAGAGCAAAGAUACAGAUCAGCGUCUGCAGGAUGACCACAGCUUGUACCUAAGCAUCAGAAAUGAUAAUGAACCCUCCGCAAGUUAUUUGAGGCUUUUGGCAAGCCUUGGCAGCAAUUACAUUGCAUGGGAGAAGUCAACCGAAGGCUCAGCUUACACCAUGUCACAAGUCAAGGAUGUGAAGCAGUGGACAAGUCCCGAUGAUGCACUUGAAUUUGACUUCACUGUUCAGCUUGAUAGUGAUGCUUCAGAGUCUCUUUUCUGCCAGAUGCGUAUUGUCUGGCAGCUGGGUGAACCUUUGAAAGUGAAGUAUGAUUGCUCGGGAGACGAACAAACUUCAGGGUCUGCUGAUGGCUCUGGAGAUGACCUAGAAUUUACUGGUUGGCCUUUCAUUGAUCCAGAAAAUAAUUUUUAAGCAAGAGGAAUGCUUGUGUUUAUAAAGGUGUAAACAUUUUUACAAUGGUGUAGAGCACCUACCAUUUUAAUAUUCCAAAAGCAGUAUUGUGAUUCUUCUAUAUAAAUCAUUGCAGUAUAUUUGUAAGCUUUGCACUAGUCAGUUCUGAUCUGCCGUGAAUGUAUUCUUUUCUGGAUAAUUUCAUAAAUGAAAAAAGUGUUUUUUUCUGUAUCUUCCUAAACAGAUUGUUUAAUAUAUGUAAGAAGAACUACUGAUUUGUCAUCAUGUUUCUGGCACUAGAGAUAACUUGGAUGAGACAAAUGUUAAUAUAUAUGAACGAAAGUUUGAAAUUUUUAAAAACUGCCAUUUUAGUGAAAUAUUUGAUAAAAUAUUUUAAGUUUUGGAAACAAACAUUUGAGGCUGAUUUAACUUAUCUCCAAUAAAAUGAAGAGUGGAA